This is a messenger RNA of Solanum tuberosum (potato), 414 nucleotides long. RefSeq lists its product as uncharacterized. The transcript has 2 exons. Bases 1 to 414 code for a protein of 137 amino acids. The record is from RefSeq and is a predicted model, not a curated record. NCBI's taxonomy places the organism in Eukaryota, Viridiplantae, Streptophyta, Magnoliopsida, Solanales, Solanaceae.
AUGAUAAAAAAUAAACUUCAGUAUAUAGCUUGGCUGCCACAAUCUAGUUAUCCUUGUGGUAACUUUUCUGACACCUCAAGCUUAGAAUUCCUAAGGUCUAAUCUAUCGUUAGGCCGCGCUUUAACGAUUCGUAUUCGUACUGGAAAUCAUAAUCAAACGAGCUUUUAUCCUUCUAAUCCACAUGAUUUUUCUAUUCUCGUUGAGCUCAUCUUAGGACACCUGCGUUAUCUUUUAACAGAUGUGUCGCCCCAACUAAACUCCCCACUUGACAAUGUCUUCCCCCCGAAUCGGCCCGCGAAGCGAGUAGUGGGUGCAAAAAUAGGAGAUGACGAGGCAUUUGGCUACCUUAAGAGAGUCAUAGUUACUCCGGCUGUUUACCCCCGCAUAGUUGAAUUUCGUCACUUUGACAUUUAG